AUAAAAAUGGCUCCCCAAACUGAAUUCGUUUCGAAAACUCAACACUAUCUGAAGGUGAAGAAACCUUUGUUGGAGCGCCAGCGUCGUGCUCGCAUGAACAAGUGCCUGGAUGCGCUUAAAGAAUUGGUGGCCGAAUUUCAAGGCUGUGAUGAUAUCUUGCGCAUGGACAAAGCCGAAAUGUUAGAAUCCGCAUUGGAAUUCAUGAAGACUCAGGUGAAGACGCAACAAAUAACCACAAAAUUACCCGCCAUGGUGCCCAUGGACUCCUUCCGUCAUGGUUACAUGAAUGCUGUCAACGAAGUGUCACGUGUUAUGGCAGGCACUCCUGGCAUCAACAUUAACACCGGCAAGGCUGUGAUGACCCAUUUGGGAGCUGAAUUCAAUCGUUUGCUGCAUCAACAAACAAUGCCAGUCCUUGUGAGCUCUGCUUCCACCAACACCAACAACUCUUCAGCCAUUAAAUCUCCUUUGAGCCCUGCUUCCUCGGGUUAUUGCAGUGACAGUGAGGAUCAGCAAUCAUCACAGGGUUCACCCUCGACCGAAAAGUCGGUAUGGCGUCCUUGGUAA
Messenger RNA from Stomoxys calcitrans (stable fly), 567 nucleotides. RefSeq names its product enhancer of split m5 protein. Lineage: Eukaryota; Metazoa; Arthropoda; Insecta; Diptera; Muscidae. Gene Ontology annotation, biological process: regulation of neurogenesis; anterior/posterior pattern specification; regulation of transcription by RNA polymerase II. Bases 7 to 567 code for a protein of 186 amino acids. Gene Ontology annotation, cellular component: nucleus. The record is from RefSeq and is a predicted model, not a curated record. The transcript has a single exon. Gene Ontology annotation, molecular function: RNA polymerase II cis-regulatory region sequence-specific DNA binding; protein dimerization activity; DNA-binding transcription factor activity, RNA polymerase II-specific.